GCACGAGACCCGGAGGGACUCCGAGCUGAAGGGCCUUCCCGGCGGCAAACGGGAAUUCUUGCUGGAAGGGCUUAAACAAAAGUGAAGAGGACGAAGAAAAAGCAGAUGUUUGAUGUUCAGUCCGCUUAGUGCCACAAGAGGAACCUGUCAGCAAUGGGCAGCUAAGUGAUGAGCAUCCUGAACAUGCUUGGGAGCAAGCGUUUAUUCUGCAAUGAAUGUCCUUUGCUUGGGUUUUAAGGAAGCCGUUCUGCAGCAUCUCUUCAGAUAAGACCAACAAACACAGAGUGGUUUGGCAGUCACCCAAAAUGGAGCACACUCAAAGAAAAGACAGAUGUAUACUUGGAGUGUUGCUCCUUGCUGAUAUGCAUGGCAGCUGCCUGUUUCACGCUUUACCCUUUGACUGCCAGCUAUGAUGUCAGAUUGAGUUGCACCUGAUUAAGCAAUUGCUCUUCACUUCCUGUUUGACACUUCCACACCCAGGGGACAGCCUCUGAAAAACUCCACCUAAGAGAUUUUUCAUUUUAAAACUUAAGAAAAAAGACUGGAGAAUUAUGAAAAUCACGUUUUUCUUUGCUGCAUUGUCCUCGCUGGAUUUCUUCACUUUUUUUCACGCUUAUCUGCAAUAUCCCUUGCCUGACAUAGAAAAUGCAAAGUUCAUUGAAGAUUGUGUGAGAGCUCACAACACAUUUCGAUCCAAAGUGAAUCCACCAGCCAGCAAUAUGUUUCGCAUGUCCUGGGAUGCUGCUUUAGCUAAGACUGCCAAAGCAUGGGCAAAGAAAUGCAAGUUUAACCACAAUACCUACCUUGAAAUACCAGGAAAAAUGCACCCCACCUUCCCACUUGUUGGAGAAAACAUCUGGACUGGCACAGCCCGCAUCUUCUCUGUGGAUGCAGCUCUCAGGUCCUGGUUUAAUGAAGCCAGCAGCUAUGAUUGCAGCACCAAUACAUGUAAUGACAAGUGUGGUCACUACACUCAGGUCGUCUGGGCAGAGAGUUACAAAGUCGGCUGUGCAGUUCACUUCUGCAAUACAGUUGAAAAUUUUCCAGGACUGUUCAAAGCAGCACAUUUUGUUUGUAAUUAUGGGCCAGUGGGGAAUUACCCAAGAAAACCAUAUAAAGAAGGGCAGCCAUGCAGUAGAUGCAGUAAUGAGAAGUGUGUAGACAAGCUCUGUGAAAAUACAAAACGUGAGAAGCUGAUAAGUUAUGCCAACUGGUAUCCAGACUGGGAUACAGAGCCCCAGCCACCGCGGCCCCGUCCCCCCAGGCCUCCUGUGCCAUCAUACGUCCCACCUGCUGAGCAUCUGCGACCCUUUUGUGACCAAUACUGUCUUAGUGUUUUAAUUUUAAGGCCACUGUUUCUUGUAUUGAGUGCUGGUGCUGUAUUUCUGGUACAACAGCAUUUUCCAUACACUUUUUUUUAAUCAGUAAUGGUCAAUUAAGACACUGAUUGUGACCCUACUUCUGUAUUAAUCUCACACAAGUGGCACACAUUUAAAACAAAACAAAACAAACAAACAAACAAACAAAAUUUGGUCAUCUCUCAUUAUCCCUGCAAUGUUUAUCUAACCAGUGUUUAUCUAUAGAGAAUGCUGCUUCUUCACUCAAGGCAAGAUAUAAGUGGCUGUGCAUAGAGGUAGUAUAAUUUAUUGGCAGUACUGCAACAUACUCCUAUGUCUGUAUGAGCCUCUUAGCUCUAGCCGUAGUUUGCUAGAGGGACCACAGAGACUAGAUAUUACUCCAUGUGCUAACAAUCCUGGAAGCCUGGGGCAUCACAAAGAUGUCUGAAGUGGCACACUGUAUCCAAAAGAAGCAAUAAUUCAUCUUCAUUAACCUUCAGUUAUCCCAGACACAAUUUUCCCCAGAUAACAGAAAUUUAGCUGUAUAUAUUACUUUUUAUGAACAGGAGUAAAGCUUCCCUUUGCUAUAUUUAGUCUAUGUGUGUCAGUGUCCGUUACUCUAUUGUCAGUUGUACUAUUCAGUUCUUCUCUCAGAGUUAAUCCUUGGUCUCCCUAAGUAAAAGAAUACUAGGGAAAGCUGACAGAGUAAGGAUUAAGGUGGGGUGUCAAUGAGGGAAGGUUAAUUUUAGGAUGUGAGAUGGUGAAAAUAUCUAAAAUUCAGAUGGCUGUUGGAGGUUAAGUUUUCCUGUGGAAUUUUUCCCCCCAUAAAUUGCUAGGAGACUAAAUACUGAUAGUUAAAGGGUGCUUAACCCGGACAAAAGGUGUGGAUCACUUAGUUUAGGGGGAGGAAAAAGGCUCCCAGGAACUGAGGGUGGGGGUUCUUUUUUCUGCUCUCGUUUUUUUCCAGGGAGGACGGUCGAGUGACUGGUAGCUGCAUGGAUUCUACGGUUAAUGGAGGGGUUCGGUCCUGAGAAUUCUAUGAUCUGUUGGAGCACCCAGGAAUUCGGAGUUUUUUCGCCGCCCUGCUGGAUUUUGGGUCAGCCCAGGUCCAGCCGCCGUGGCUUCUCCAGCACUGCUCACUUCAUCUGCCAGGGCACCCCCCUGUCUGCCGGGACAACCCACCGUUUCCAGCCAUCAGUCCUGAGUUUCCACUGUUUUGGCUUGGUGCUCUUGGGGUCCCAAGAGAUCAGACUGCCUGGGACUUGUGAGACAAAGCCCCUCGGGGUUCUUGGUUCUGUUUAUUAUUAUUAUAAUUGCUGUUGUUGUUUGU
Hirundo rustica (Barn swallow) is the source of this 2667-nucleotide messenger RNA. RefSeq names its product glioma pathogenesis-related protein 1-like. The record is from RefSeq and is a predicted model, not a curated record. Lineage: Eukaryota; Metazoa; Chordata; Aves; Passeriformes; Hirundinidae. The coding region runs from base 552 to 1421 and encodes 289 amino acids. The transcript has 7 exons. Gene Ontology annotation, cellular component: extracellular region.